AUGUCCGACUCGGUCCCAGCAGAAGACCCGCUGGAAACGUCUACAACCACACGGCGGCUCGGACAUCCAGAGCUGCCUCAACCGGUGACAAAGGUGGAGAGUCCGACACCGUCAACAUCCGCUACUCUUUCUGCUGGGACAACAGGGCCCGUUCUUACCUUGGGACCUCCUGCUACUACAACGGUUCACGAGCCCAAAUUGCAUCAUGUGGUUUCGGCACCCGGAGACGAGCUAUCGCGUCAAUCCCUUGCUAUCAGCGACAGUUUUUCUAUUUCACAUAUACCAUCUGCAGUAGGUGGUCAGGGUGCUCCACAAUCCUCAACCCAGACCUAUUCGCAGACGACGUUUGCGACGUCCUCUCCCGACACCAGCGCCCGAGGAUUGUCUCAGAAACCUACUCGGCGUACCAAAGCCCAUGUCGCAUCAGCAUGCGUGAACUGCAAGAAGAAACAUCUGGGAUGUGAUCCAGCACGACCUUGUCGGAGGUGUGUUCUUUCUGGAAAAGAAGCGACAUGCGUUGAUGUUACGCACAAGAAACGGGGGAGACCCCCGUUAAAAGCGGAAGAAGCUUCUCUUAGAACAUACGCAGCGCAGGUAGAUAAUGCAGCCACAUCGGGAGGGCAACAUGGGUCUCAAUCAAGACGUGUCAUGCAUAGGGCGACAUCUUCCCGUGAGCUCCGCCCCAUGACAGAUCUCCAAAUUUCUUGCGUUCCGCCGCCUGGUACAAUAGGAAUGCGAACUUCGGCCAUGCAGCCGCACAGGUGGCCACCAGCUUCGAUGUAUCCUCAGAACCUCGAUCCUGCCCUAACAAUGCAAAGAAAUAUCGGUCAUAGACGGUUCUCUUCCUCGGGAUCAGCACAGUCUCUGUCAACAGCUUCGCCACCUGGAUUUGUCCCCGUACCCGCUGGCUACAACCCAGCCCUUGGGGCGAGCCGCAUGCACAUGGUAAUGGGAAGACCGAUUUCCGCUUAUGCAAACCCAGGUUUGCAUCCUGCUGCAUCCCCACCACAAUAUCAGCAACCCUUCGGGGUUCCGAUCCCACCAUAUACCGAUGGUACCCGAAUGGCAAAUCGGCUGGCGAUGGGGGAGCCGCCUAUGUCGAGAGACCCCCGUGAAGGUUAUUUAGAUUCUCCAGUUCGGCUCCCCCCUAUAUAUCCACCGACGCUAGCUAGUCCGAGCUCUGGAACGCACGCGCAUCGGUUGAGUGAUCCUUAUCCAGGUUGGUCACCACGCGGCCGUGAAGAAGGAGCUGAGCAGCGGCACCAGCUACCGCCACAUGGAUAUCCUGAGCCACUUUCUCCCGCCAGCCAAAUGCGCCAAGGGAUGUCAGACAUGGGGUAUGGGGAAACUGUUCCACGACGGCUCAGUUCCGGUGACCCUACUGCACAACAACCUUCGUCGCGAGCACCAUCCACUCAUUGUCGGGACGGCGAGUCGGCAACUGAGGCUGAUACCAAUCAAUCAAGGCCUGCAAAACGACGAAAGAUGGCCCUAGAUGACAUGGUGAAUGGCUAG
Aspergillus tanneri is the source of this 1515-nucleotide messenger RNA. It is a transcript of the gene sclB, whose product is annotated as putative C6 transcription factor. The coding region runs from base 1 to 1515 and encodes 504 amino acids. The transcript is spliced from 2 exons. Lineage: Eukaryota; Fungi; Ascomycota; Eurotiomycetes; Eurotiales; Aspergillaceae. Gene Ontology annotation, biological process: regulation of DNA-templated transcription. The record is from RefSeq and is a predicted model, not a curated record. Gene Ontology annotation, molecular function: DNA-binding transcription factor activity, RNA polymerase II-specific; zinc ion binding.